AACCAGCUCCACUGAGGUUUUAGCAGAGCAACAAUGGCGAAAACUGCAAAAGCUAACAAAAAUGACAGUUCAUCAAAGAAGAAGAAGAAUAAGAAGAGCAGCAAAUCAGGUCCAAAACUCAAAGACAUGAAACAUAAAGCAGCGGCAAAAAAAGAAAACCCUUUCGAAACAAUUUGGUCACGCCGCAAAUUCGACAUACUAGGAAAAAAGCGCAAGGGCGAAGAACGCUGUAUUGGUGAAGCUCGUUCUUCUGCUAUCGAAAAGAGGAAGAAGACACUGUUGAAGGAGUAUGAGCAAAGUGCAAAAUCGUCGAUUUUUGUUGAUAAGCGUAUUGGAGAGAAUGAUGAAAGGCUUGGUGAAUUUGAUAAAGCUAUUUUGAGGUCUCAGCGUGAGAGACAGGUGAAGUUGAAGAAAAACAAGUAUAAUCUGUCAGACGAGGAUGAAGAGGACUUCGAUAUCGGUGCCUCAUUGGGAAGGGAUGAUUUCGAUGAAGAAGUCCCAAUUGAUGAGGAUGAGGAGGAUUAUGGGAGAAAUGGUGAGAAUAAUCCUUCUCAGUGUUGCUUUUCUCAUCUCUCUGGCGAAUAG
This is a messenger RNA of Nicotiana attenuata, 585 nucleotides long. RefSeq names its product nucleolar protein 14-like. The transcript is spliced from 3 exons. Gene Ontology annotation, biological process: maturation of SSU-rRNA. Bases 34 to 585 code for a protein of 183 amino acids. Lineage: Eukaryota; Viridiplantae; Streptophyta; Magnoliopsida; Solanales; Solanaceae. Gene Ontology annotation, cellular component: Noc4p-Nop14p complex; small-subunit processome; nucleolus. The record is from RefSeq and is a predicted model, not a curated record.